Molecule: messenger RNA, 807 nt
Organism: Acanthosepion pharaonis
Lineage: Eukaryota; Metazoa; Mollusca; Cephalopoda; Sepiida; Sepiidae
Source: the annotation of a GenBank genome assembly
AUGAAUCAUUUUUCAAGUGAGUGCCUACAAUCACUUUUCAAAAAAUUGGUUUAUAUCUAUCUAUCUACCUAUCUAUUUCUUCUUUUAUCUCUCUCUAUCUAUCUGUCUCCUCUUCGUCGUCUAUAUCUGUGUCUCAAUAUCUGUAUGUAUGUUUGUAUGUAUCUAUCUAUUUCUUCUUUUAUCUAUCUAUCUCUCUAUCUCUCUGUCUCUUCUUCGUCGUCUAUAUCUAUUGAAAUCACUGCGUUUUCCGCAAUCAUUUCUGGUAACAAUUAUGUGGAUAACUUAUCUAUCUAUCUAUCCCUUUCUUUUGAUAUCUAUCUCCCUAUUAAAAGUUUUUCAUAUCUAUUUCAAGCCCUAUAUAUCUAUAUCUUAUUCUCUUCAUAUCUAUCUAUCUAUCACAGUCUUUUCAUUAUCUAUCUAUAUAUCUAUGUAUCUAAUUCUCUUCAUAGCUAUCUAUCUAUCGCACAAUCUAUCUAUCUAAAUAUCUAUCUAUCUAUCCCAGUCUUUUCAUUAGCUAUCUAUAUAUCUAUCUUAUGCUCUUCAUAUCUAUCUGACUAUCUAUCUAUCUAUCUAUCUAUCUAUCUCAGUCUUUUCAUUAUCUCUCUCUCUCUAUAUCUAUCUUAUUCUCUUCAUAUCUAUCUAUCUAUCUAUUCCAAGCUUUUUAUAUGCAUUUCAAGCUUUAUAUAUCUAUGUCAUUCUUUUCAUAUCUAUCUAUCUAUCUCUUUUGAUAUCUAUCUACGUUUGUCUAUCUAUCUAUCUAUCUAUCUAUCUUCAUUAAGCGUCACACCAUGUAGUGUCUUCUUUUAG